Molecule: messenger RNA, 4758 nt
Organism: Pistacia vera
Lineage: Eukaryota; Viridiplantae; Streptophyta; Magnoliopsida; Sapindales; Anacardiaceae
Product: CHD3-type chromatin-remodeling factor PICKLE-like
Exons: 31
Coding region: 134-4549 (1471 amino acids)
Biological process (GO): negative regulation of transcription by RNA polymerase II; chromatin remodeling
Cellular component (GO): chromatin; nucleus
Molecular function (GO): ATP binding; chromatin binding; ATP hydrolysis activity
Source: RefSeq, a predicted model, not a curated record
UCGUGCACUGUGUCUGUCUGGGUGAGAUUAUCAGUACUCUCAUUCUCUCUGUUCUUCUCGCCCAAAUUUCGGUUUCAGGUUCUACAGCAACUUUACCUUACUUGGCUGCUCUGGAUCCCGAUAUCUCUUGAAUAUGAGUAGCUUGGUCGAGAGGCUCCGUGUUAGAUCAGAUCGAAGGCCUGUUUAUCAUUUAGAUGAAUCAGACGAUGACGCUGAUUUUGUGCAAGGGAAACCUAGGGCCACUCAGGAAAAGUUUGAAAGAAUAGUUAGGGAUGAUGCGAAAGAUGAUUCAUGUCAAGCCUGUGGAGAAAGUGAGAAUCUUAUGAGCUGUGAUACAUGUACUUAUGUAUACCAUCCUAAAUGUUUACUUCCACCCCUAAAAGCUCCUCCUCCUGGCAGCUGGAGGUGCCCAGAAUGUGUUAGCCCACUGAAUGAUAUUGACAAAAUAUUGGACUGUGAGAUGCGUCCUACGGUAGCUGAUGAUAGUGAUGCCUCUAAGCUAGGCUCAAAGCAAAUUUUUGUGAAACAGUAUCUUGUGAAGUGGAAGGGACUAUCUUAUCUGCACUGCACUUGGGUACCUGAAAAAGAGUUCUUAAAAGCUUUCAAGUCACAUCCUCGUCUGAAGACUAAAGUAAACAACUUCAACCGCCAAUCAAACAGUAAUACCGAGGAAGACUUUGUUGCCAUUCGACCUGAGUGGACUACUGUUGAUCGGAUUCUUGCCUGCAGGGGCGACGAUGAUGGGAAGGAAUACCUUGUGAAAUAUAAAGAACUUUCUUAUGAUGAGUGUUAUUGGGAAUUUGAAUCAGAUAUAUCCGCAUUUCAACCUGAAAUUGAAAAAUUUAAUAAAAUUCAAUCAAGGUCUUCCAAAAUUUCUUCCAAUAAACAGAAGAACACCCCUCGAGAUGGUGCCGAGUCCAUGAAGAAAUCAAAAGAAUUUCAACAUUAUGAACACAGCCCUGAAUUUCUUUCUGGAGGCUCACUACAUCCUUAUCAGCUUGAAGGGCUGAACUUCUUGCGUUUCUCUUGGUCCAAACAAACGCAUGUGAUACUUGCUGAUGAGAUGGGUCUUGGCAAAACUAUACAGAGUAUUGCUUUUUUGGGUUCUCUUUUUGAGGAGGGAAUCUCGCCACAUUUAGUCAUAGCUCCACUUUCAACACUUCGAAACUGGGAACGUGAAUUUGCAACUUGGGCUCCACAAUUGAAUGUCGUCAUGUAUGUUGGUUCUGCCCAAGCUCGUGCUGUUAUAAGGGAGUAUGAAUUUUACUUUCCCAAAAACCAUAAGAAGAUCAAGAAAAAGAAAUCUGGUCAAAUUGUUAGUGAAAGCAAGCAGGAUCGAAUAAAGUUUGAUGUCCUCUUAACAUCAUAUGAGAUGGUUAACUUGGACACUGCAUCUUUGAGACCAAUCAAGUGGGAAUGCAUGAUUGUUGAUGAAGGUCAUCGUCUGAAAAAUAAGGAUUCAAAAUUGUUUUCUUCAUUGAAACAAUAUUCAAGUAGACAUCGCACCCUCUUAACUGGAACUCCUCUUCAGAACAAUUUGGAUGAACUUUUUAUGCUCAUGCACUUCCUUGAUGCUGGAAAGUUUGGAAGUCUGGAGGAGUUUCAGGAAGAGUUUAAGGAUAUCAAUCAAGAGGAACAGAUUUCAAGACUUCAUAAAAUGCUGGCUCCCCAUCUUCUUAGGAGAGUGAAGAAAGAUGUCAUGAAGGAUUUGCCUCCUAAGAAGGAACUUAUUUUACGUAUUGAAUUAAGUAGCAAGCAGAAGGAAUAUUACAAGGCCAUUCUGACUCGUAACUAUCAAAUACUAACCCGACGUGGUGGUGCACAGAUUUCUCUUAUCAACGUUGUUAUGGAGUUGCGCAAGCUCUGUUGUCAUCCUUAUAUGUUGGAAGGAGUUGAACCAGAUAUAGAAGAUACAAAUGAAUCUUUUAGACAGCUUUUGGAAUCUUCUGGGAAAUUGCAACUCUUGGACAAAAUGAUGGUGAGACUGAAAGAGCAGGGACAUAGAGUUCUCAUAUACUCACAGUUUCAGCACAUGUUGGACUUACUAGAAGAUUACUUAACUUAUAAGAAAUGGCAGUAUGAGCGGAUAGAUGGCAAAGUUGGCGGAGCUGAGAGACAGAUACGCAUAGAUCGAUUUAAUGCCAAAAAUUCAUCCAGAUUUUGUUUUCUGCUAUCUACUAGAGCUGGGGGCUUGGGAAUUAAUCUUGCUACUGCUGACACAGUUAUUAUAUAUGACAGUGACUGGAAUCCUCAUGCUGAUCUACAAGCAAUGGCUAGAGCUCAUCGACUUGGGCAGACCAACAAGGUAAUGAUUUUUAGGCUCAUAACUCGAGGAACCAUUGAAGAAAGGAUGAUGCAGAUGACUAAGAAGAAAAUGGUUUUAGAACAUCUCGUUGUUGGGAGGCUUAAGGCUCAAAACAUUAAUCAGGAAGAGUUAGACGACAUCAUCAGGUAUGGCUCAAAGGAACUAUUUGCUGAUGAGAAUGAUGAAGCAGGAAAAUCCCGCCAAAUUCAUUAUGAUGAUGCUGCUAUAGAAAGGUUACUUGACCGUGAACAAGUUGGAGAUGAAGAGGCUCUGGUGGACGAUGAAGAGGAAGAUGGAUUUUUGAAGGCUUUCAAGGUGGCAAAUUUUGAAUAUAUUGAGGAAGCGGAGGCUGUAGCAGAGGAGGAGGCUCAAAAGUCAGCCAUGGAAAAUAAAUCUACCCCAAGCAAUUCUGAAAGAUCAAAUUACUGGGAAGAGUUGUUGAGAGACCGAUACGAAGUGCAUAAAGUGGAAGAGUUCAAUGCUCUGGGCAAAGGAAAGAGAAGUCGUAAGCAGAUGGUAUCUGUAGAAGACGACGACCUAGCUGGUCUGGAAGAUGUAAGCUCUGAUGGUGAGGAUGAUAACUAUGAAGCUGACUUAACUGAUGGUGAUGCAACAUCCACUGGAGCUCAACCUGGCAGAAGGCCAAACAGAAAGAAAUCUCGUGUCGAUAGUAUGGAACCGAUUCCUUUGAUGGAAGGUGAAGGAAGGUCGUUUAGGGUGUUGGGUUUCAGUCAAAACCAGAGGGCUGCUUUUGUACAAAUUUUGAUGAGAUUUGGAGUUGGGGAUUUUGAUUGGAAGGAAUUUGCAGCUCGCUUAAAACAGAAGAGCUAUGAAGAAAUAAGAGACUAUGGGGUUCUUUUCUUGACCCACAUUGCUGAAGAUAUAACCGACUCUCCGACCUUCUCAGAUGGUGUUCCAAAAGAAGGACUUAGAAUUCAAGAUGUACUUGUCAGGAUAGCGGUCUUGCUUUUGAUUAGGGAUAAGGUUAAACUUUCGUCGGAAAAGCCAGGCACUCCUCUUUUUGCAGAUGACAUUGUCUUGCGCUACCCAGGACUGAAGGGUGGAAAAUUUUGGAAAGAGGAACAUGAUUCAUUAUUACUGGGUGCCGUACUGAAGCAUGGGUAUGGAAGAUGGCAAGCUAUUGUGGAUGACAAGGACCUGAGGGUUCAGGAGGUCAUCUGUCAAGAGUUGAAUCUCCCUUUCAUAAAUCUACCCGUCCCUGGACAAUCAAGUUCUCAAUCACAAAAUGGUGCUAAUACAUCCAACACAGAAACACUCGGUAACCAAACUCAGGGAAAUGGCACUGGGAAUGAUUCAGCAGCUGAUGGUGUCCAAGGAACGACUGAUGCUGCAAACCAAUCACAACAAUAUCAAGAUUCUUCCAUACUAUAUCAUUUUAGAGAUAUGCAGAGAAGACAGGUUGAGUUUAUCAAGAAAAGGGUGCUGCUUUUGGAGAAAGGCCUUAAUGCAGAGUACCAGAAAGAAUACUAUGGUGAUAUAAAAUCAAAUGAGAUCCCAAGUGAAGAGCCCGAGAGCGAACAAAAGACUACAGACAAACCAAGUCCAAGCUCUGUUGAGAUUGAUGCCCAGAUUGCUGAUCAAUUACCUCAAAUAGAGGCAAUUACACCUGAAGAAAUAUCAGCAGCUGUCUGUGAUGGAGAUCCAGAUCGAUUGGAAUUGGCUCGGCUAUAUAAUGAGAUGUGCAAGGUACUAGAUGAAAAUGUUGAUGUAGUCAAGACAUCCGCUACAAAUGAGUCAGCAAGUCUCAAAUUGAAGACAGGCCUUCAACCGCUUGAAACCAUUUGUGAAGAUGUUAGUCGGCUUCUCUCCUCUGCAGAGCAGAAGCCUCCUUUGGACCAGCAAAUGCCAAACUCAGCUGAAAAGUCGCAGGCUGAAACUCAUAGCACUGUUGCAGAUCCGAGUUCAGUACCCAUGCAAAAAGAUAAGGAGGCUGAUACCGUGGUGGAAAUUGAGAUGAAGACUGCAACAGAAACCAGCCCGACAAAGGUUAACGAUAAACUGAUGGAGUCUCACCCAGACCCAGCAAUAGAAAGUAAUAAAUCAUUUAACAAUCCUACUCCUGCAGACGUAGAUUCAUCUCCGGCAGAUGCUACAAAUUCGUCGGGGAUAAUUGGAACUGACAUCGAAAUGGAAGAAGCUAAGAAUCAUGGUGAUGGUGACACCAAAACUGAUGAUGGGAACACAGAGAAACCGGAGCCAGGGGUCAUCGUUUUGGAUGAUUAAAUUUAUACAAACAUCGUUUCUUACUUAGGCAUACAGUUUAGUUGCUUAGUUACAGGACUUUUUUCUUGUAGCAGACGAGUUACAAGAAUCAAGAAAAGGUAAACUCAGUGAACAGUAAUUUCUUGGGACGUUGUUGAUCAAGUUUAAGAUCUCAUUUCAUUUAAAGAACCAUCAGCAGUCGUAAUGAUUGCUAGGCUAUUUUCAUUAAA